UUGCCAAUUAUUCAACACGAUGUUCUCAAAUCAAGGAUUGCCAAUUUACAGCUACUAAAUAGUAGUACUACUGAAGUUAAUGUUACUGUUAAUGUGUCACCCUCGUCCUACGGUUCUUUGAGAUUGGCACUACACGUGAGACUGGCUUUGAAUCAGCUCAAGAGUUUAGGAUUCAGUGAAAAAGAUAUUGAUGAUGUCAAAGGAAUCUUUGCUGAUACAAAUCUGUAUUUACUGUCAGCCACUGUUUUAAUAGCGAGUUGUCAUUUACUAUUUGACUUCCUAGCAUUCAAGAAUGAUGUUUCAUUCUGGCGUAGUAAGAAAACUUUAGCUGGUUUGUCAUCAAGAACAAUUUUCUGGCGAGCAUUCUCUCAGUCUGUGAUAUUCUUUUAUCUUCUCGAUGAACAGACCUCAUUACUUGUUCUGAUUCCUGCAGGAAUUAGUGCCUUAAUCGAGAUAUGGAAAGUGAAGAAGGUUUUACAUUUACGUAUAACAUGGCGUCCGUUCCGUAUAUAUCGGGAAGUGACGUCAGACGAGGCUGAGAAGACGACCGCCCGGGCUGAUGCUGAGGCUAUGAAAUAUCUAUCGAUGUUACUAUACCCGCUGUGUGUAGCAGGCGCUAUAUACUCACUGGUCUACGAACCACAUAAGAGCUUGUACUCUUGGGCGUUGCACAGUGUAGUGAACGGCGUGUAUGCCUUCGGAUUCUUAUUUAUGCUGCCGCAGCUGUUCGUGAACUACCGCCUGCGGUCGGUGGCUGCUCUGCCGUGGAGAGCCUUCAUGUACAAAGCCUUUAACACCUUCAUAGACGACGUCUUCGCCUUCAUCAUCACUAUGCCGACCGCGCACAGAGUAGCUUGUUUCAGAGACGACCUGGUGUUUGUUGUUUAUCUGUACCAGAGAUGGCUCUACCCGGUCGAUAAGACCCGCACCGACACGUCUGUCAGUAUGGACGAAACUACCGAGGAAGUUACAGACAAACAGAAGAACGACUGA
Messenger RNA from Danaus chrysippus (African queen), 993 nucleotides. Lineage: Eukaryota; Metazoa; Arthropoda; Insecta; Lepidoptera; Nymphalidae. The record is from the annotation of a GenBank genome assembly.